This is a messenger RNA of Nematocida homosporus, 1722 nucleotides long. RefSeq lists its product as uncharacterized. The transcript has a single exon. NCBI's taxonomy places the organism in Eukaryota, Fungi, Microsporidia. The record is from RefSeq and is a predicted model, not a curated record. The coding region runs from base 1 to 1722 and encodes 573 amino acids.
AUGGACAGUACGCCAGCAAUAACUGCAGAGUCUUAUGUGGGUGGGUUAGUAGUAGAACAAGUAAAUGUGAAUGACUUAGCAGAUAGUAAUGGGUCGAAUGACAAGAAGCUCGCGAAGUGGCAAUUAGGGGGGUCGAAUACUAAUCCACAUGAAGAUAUCCUUGGCUCUGAAGAUAUCCUUGGCUCGACAUUUGUUCAUAAUGAUAAAUUCGUUGAAAGUUGGAUUGGGCCGGAUGAAAUGAAACUUAAAGAAGAGCCAAAGCCGGAGCUAGUUGACCCGUAUAAUAUCAUGUUUGAUCGGAUUAUAGCGCAGUACAUGGCGGAUAGGGAUAAGAGGUAUCAGGAAUGGUGUGAUGAUCGUGUAAAUGUUGGAAUUCAACCGGGAUCGUUUGGUCAGUUUACUCCUAGUAAUUCCAUAUCAGCCACUAUGCUAAACAUUGUGCACCGUCGGGCUAAAGACCAACUGGAUAUAAAGAUUAUGGAAAUAACUGGUUGUGUUAAUGUGACGAAGAUUAAUAGGGAUUCUGCUAGGUAUCUUUUUGAUACUGAUAUAACUGACUGUGUGGUCCGAAUGGUUAAAGAUGAGUUUGGGCUGUCAGAUGAUGAGAAGGUGAUUAAUUUGUUGAGUUUCCAUGCGGCUAUGGCUGUAGUGGCUAGUUUAACAACGAUUGGGUUUGCAGUGGCUUUACAUUGGGUUACUGUGAAUUCUCCGCCUUACGAUAUGACUGGAAUGGGUUUGAUCUAUACACUGGAAAAGAAGUUAGGCCUUUUGUUUAGCGCUGGAUCUUCAAUAUGCUUUCUGUGGUGGGCAUGGUCCUUGCGUGCUAGUAAACAUACUCAUUAUAACAACUACUAUAGAAUCGUAAUUGCCCCAACGAGAAGAAGUCGGCCAUUGAUUUACAGCUCAUUUUGGGGAUUAGUUGUUGUUUCGGUGGUGAACCUGUUUUGUUUGACUGCUGGACUGGUUUGGGUGCUGGGUUGUGGGCCACUUGAGUUUCUUUGGGGUGCUACUUCGUGGAAACUCCUGGAUGAUGGCGUGGCGACCUUAAAAUGGCAUGGUCUACUUGGAUACAUUUCUAUGGCAAUACAUGCUGUUGGCAUGGGUAUACUGGCUAUACUGCUGGUUUACAAGAGGAAGUUAUGGUUCCAGGACCACCAAGUGCGCUGGACUUGGAUGUAUUCAUUCACUUGGACUCCGAAAACAAAGAGUACUGAUAUCCCGAUGACGGUGAUUAAUAGUCAGAAGAAGGCGCGCAAAACGGGGGCUGAACCUAGCGAGGGGGACGAUACACCGUUGAAGACCGAUAAACCGGUGGUGAUCAAACUGCCCAAUCCGAGUUUAAACCUAUAUUUGGCUGCGGGGGCGUUCUGGGCGUUUUUGAUAGCGACUAUGUUGAAAAUCCCUUAUAUUGUCGAGCUGGCCCAUGAAGGAGCUCCGAUCCAAGGUAUGAUGGCUGCCAUUGAUGUGCUUGGUGUAAUAGCUGCUUCGCCAAGCGGUGCUAUGACCUUCGUAUCUAUACUUUUCUUUGUUGAUAAUCAACUUGGGCUAAUUUACAAUUGCUAUAAGCAUCUGGCGGUAGAUUGCAUGGAUGGUACUAAAUGGUUCUAUUCCUACAUUAUUACAUGUGAGGCAGUUCUGAUUCUAGGAGGAAUUAGUAUCCUGUAUGGUCUUCUGUUUGAUAGUUUCUACCCAAUUGUAUGGCUUAAGGUCCGGGUGGUAUAG